UUCGAGAUAUUUCCGGACCAGAAUGGAGUAAAUGUUCCUUUCGUGGCUCAGCGCUGAUCCGUUGCCGGUGUAAUCCCAUACACCAGGCUCCACCCAAACAGCCAAGAUGAGCAUAUACCAGCAGUACCUGAACGUAUCCAAGAUUUUGGAACAUUACAACUACACCAAGGGGCUACACAAAGAGAGCUCUUCCCGUUCCGUCAUCUCCAUCAUCUUCAUCAUCAUCUGCUGCAUCAUUAUCCUGGAGAACAUCCUCGUCCUCAUUUCCGUAUUGCGCAACAAGAAGUUCCACUCGGCCAUGUUCUUCUUCAUCGGAAACCUGGCGUUUUCGGACCUCCUCACGGGAUGUGCCUACAUCGCCAAUAUCUUGCUGUCUGGCAAAAGGACCCUCAGCCUGACUCCGGUGGCGUGGUUCAUCCGCGAGGGCACGGCCUUCACAACCCUGGCCGCUUCCGUCUUUUGCCUGUUGGCCAUCGCCAUUGAGAGGCACGUGGCCAUCACCAAGGUCAAGGUCUACAGCAGCGACAGGAACUGCAGGAUGAUCAUCUUGAUUGGAGCUUGCUGGGUUAUCUCCAUGGUGAUUGGGGGCCUACCUAUCAUUGGAUGGAACUGUAUUGGAAACUUGGAUGAGUGCUCCUUUGUAUUUCCCCUAUAUGCCAAAAAGUACAUCCUGUUCAUAGUAACUAUCUUCACCGCCAUACUGUUAUCCAUCGUUAUAUUCUACGUCCGUAUAUAUUGCGUUGUGAAGUCCAGCCAUGCUGAGAUCGCAGCGCCGCAGACUCUCGCCCUCCUAAAAACAGUUACCAUAGUCCUUGGAGUCUUUAUAGUCUGUUGGCUCCCGGCCUUCAUCAUUCUCCUCAUGGACGUGUCUUGCAGAGUGAAGUCCUGCUCCAUCCUUUACAAAGCUGACUACUUUUUUGGGUUGGCCACCUUGAAUUCGGCACUGAACCCUCUCAUCUACACGAUGAGGAGCAAAGACAUGAGAAGAGAGUUUCUGAGGGUUCUGUGCUGCUGGAGCUAUUUCCGCAAGAGCAAGACGCCCGACAGGUGUAUGCUACACAUACGUAGUUCUAGCUCCCUGGAACGCUGCACGCAAAAACACUAUUUCCCCACUUCGCCCGUCAUCAAGGACUGCAAUACUUUUGUGUGA
Messenger RNA from Nanorana parkeri, 1150 nucleotides. RefSeq names its product sphingosine-1-phosphate receptor 2 (gene S1PR2). Gene Ontology annotation, cellular component: membrane. The coding region runs from base 107 to 1150 and encodes 347 amino acids. The transcript has a single exon. Gene Ontology annotation, molecular function: sphingosine-1-phosphate receptor activity. NCBI's taxonomy places the organism in Eukaryota, Metazoa, Chordata, Amphibia, Anura, Dicroglossidae. Gene Ontology annotation, biological process: sphingosine-1-phosphate receptor signaling pathway. The record is from RefSeq and is a predicted model, not a curated record.